This is a messenger RNA of Triticum dicoccoides, 1305 nucleotides long. Its product is annotated as probable carboxylesterase 18. Bases 38 to 1099 code for a protein of 353 amino acids. Lineage: Eukaryota; Viridiplantae; Streptophyta; Magnoliopsida; Poales; Poaceae. The record is from RefSeq and is a predicted model, not a curated record. Gene Ontology annotation, molecular function: hydrolase activity. The transcript has a single exon.
GCAGAGGCCGAGCUAGCCCCCCAGCGCAACGGAGAGAAUGGCCAGCGACGUCGCGCGCAGGGAGCUCCGGGCGCGCGUGGUGGCGAUGCCGUGGGCGGUGCGUCUCCAGCUGCGCGCGCUCGAGGCCGCCGUCGACGCCACGCAGCGCCGGGACGGCACCGUCAACCGCUUCCUCUUCUCGCUGCUCGUGGACCGCCAGGCGCCCGCCAACCCCGCGCGCGCCGACGCCGGGGGCGUCCGCUCCGUGGACGUCACCGUCGACGCGUCCACCGGCGUGCGGGCCCGCGUCUACUUUACGGCCGGGGCGGGGGCGGAGGCAGACGCGUCGCCGCGCCCCGUGAUCGUCUACUUCCACGGCGGCGGCUUCACGGUGUUCUCCGCGGCCACCCGGCCCUACGACGCGCUCUGCCGCACCAUGUGCCGCGAGACGGGCGCCGUCGUCGUGUCCGUGACCUACCGCCUCGCGCCCGAGCACCGCUACCCCGCGGCCUACGACGACGGGGAGGCCGCCCUCCGGUACCUCGCCACCACCGGCCUGCCCGCCGAGGUCCCCGUCCGCGUCGACCUCUCCCGCUGCUUCCUCGCCGGCGACAGCGCCGGCGCCAACAUCGCGCACCACGUGGCCCAGCGCUGGACGGCGGCACCCGCGACAACGCCUCCAGCCGUCCACCUCGCCGGCCUCCUGCUCCUGUCCUCCUACUUCGGCGGAGAGGACCGGACCGAGUCGGAGCAAGCGCUGGAGGGCGUGGCCCCGAUCGUGAACCUCCGCCGGUCCGACUUCUGGUGGAAGGCGUACUUGCCGGAGGGCGCCGACCGAAACCACCCGGCCGCGCACGUGACGGGCGAGGCCGGCCCGGAGCCGGAGCUGCCGGAUGCGUUCCCGCGGGCGAUGGUGGUCGUCGGCGGGCUCGACCCGCUCCAGGACUGGGGGAGGCGGUACGCCGGCAUGCUGCGCCGGAAGGGCAAGGAGGUGCGCGUGGUGGAGUUCACGGAGGCUGUACACGCCUUCUACUUCUUCCCGGCGCUGCCCGAGACCGGCAAGCUCGUCGCGGAGAUCUCGGCGUUCGUGGAGAGCACCGCGCCGAGCUCGACCGCCUAGAGAACUAGAGACGAUGAUUAGGACAACUCGUCGUGGAUCUCGUACGUCCCCGUCUCUGCUGAUGUUAUAUUGUUGGCUGAUAGCCUAUUUCACUGUCGAAGUCGCUGCGAGCAGCCGCGUCUGUUAAAUUAUUACACUGUGGUGUAUAAGUUCGAGUUGCCAUCUCGAUAUUUUCUUUGUGCAACAUGUGGCAUGGGUGAUGGGGA